UGUGUGAGAGAUUAUAGCUGUGUGAAUACUGUCGUGUGAGGUGGCCACUACACUGACUGCUGCGCUCUCGAAGGGUGGGUGCUCCUUUGUACACAAACGAGAUCCGGGAGCUGCCUGUUCUAUUCCGCAAACGCUCAGAGGAAAACGGUGAGGCAGAAAGCCGUGGGCGGAAAGAGAAUUCAGGUUGUUGAAGACCCUAGGGAACUUUCACUCUUCAAUUGAAAGGAAAUAACAUUGAAGGUUAAAGUCAAAGAAUUUCCUUUUCCAUAGAUUAGAUGGCGUCAGUGAAUGACUCUCGCCUUCAGCAGCAGCCUGCCCAGAAGGAUGCGGCUGACCAGAACUUUGACUACAUGUUCAAGCUGCUGAUCAUUGGCAACAGCAGUGUGGGGAAGACCAGCUUCCUGUUCCGCUAUGCUGAUGACUCCUUCACCCCAGCCUUUGUCUCCACCGUGGGCAUAGACUUCAAGGUCAAGACCGUCUUCCGCAAUGAGAAAAGGAUAAAGCUACAGAUAUGGGACACAGCGGGACAGGAGCGCUACCGUACCAUCACCACAGCCUACUACAGAGGAGCCAUGGGCUUCCUGCUCAUGUAUGACAUCACCAACCAGGACUCCUUCAACGCAGUUCAGGACUGGGCAACUCAGAUUAAGACAUACUCUUGGGACAACGCACAGGUGAUCCUGGUGGGAAACAAGUGUGAACUGGAGGAUGACAGGCUAGUCCCCACAGAGGAAGGCCAGAGACUGGCCGAAGAUCUUGGGUUCCAGUUCUUCGAGGCCAGCGCCAAGGACAACAUCAACGUGAAGCAGGUGUUUGAGCGGCUGGUAGACGUCAUCUGUGAGAAGAUGAACGAGAGCAUGGGCGGAGAUGCCAACCUGUUGUCCAAUCACAGGAGCACCAGUCUACAGGACUCGCCUCCAGAGAACCAUGGGGGCUGUGGCUGCUAAAUCCCGCCUCACUUCUCCUCACAGCCCCACAACAAACCCUGGCACUGUGCCUGAAGUAUAGAGAGUACACCUCAAACUACACCCCAAUCUCACACCCCCUAACACAGCCACUACAGUGAAAACCAUAAAGCAGCCAGCUGAGAACCAUUGGUCCCCUCCCCUCGGUCCAUCCAGCGUUAUCCCACAUAUCCCCUGCUCUAGUUUCUGUAUUCCCUGAAAAGGCCCCAUCUCUCUUGUGUACUGUGGCCUUCACCCCAUGUCAUUAUUUUAGGUCAUUGUGUUCAGAGUUUAAUGAAUUAAAAUAUAAUAGUUCAAGACUCAAACAGAGCAGAAGGUGCUUUUGUUUUGGAUGCCCCCUGGCUAGGUGCUCUGCUUCGAAUGUAUUCAUUGGACUAAACUUCUCAGAAUUCAAAACCGGACAGAAAACAGCACCCCAAAACCUGAAAAAAAAAAUCCACAUUUUUGCUGUCAUAUCCUUGAUCAAAAUCUAGAUGUAACUGUAAUUAAUGAAAUCAGAUGACAUCAUCCAGACAAUCACAAAACUGAGUUAUUCUGCUGCUUUGGCCUUUUGCUUCCUUAUUUCCCUGACCUCCAUGCUUUACUCUGUGACACUGAAGAUGCAAUUUUGCCUUGUCCUCAGAAUAAUUGUGCAAUAAUUUUGAGACUUUCUUAAUUAACCACUACUGCUUAUGGGAAAGAGAAGGUGAAAAGUAUGAGAUUCUGCUCCAAACAAUGUUAGAGCAAUGUUGUGCUCUAGGAUGUUUGUCUGGGAGGAAGUCGUAUAACACUAGUGACACUGACACGCGUCAUGUGAUCUGCUCUGGCAUGUCCCCGCUCACCCCUCUGUGCUCCCUUCCUACUCAUUGUUCUUAUACUUUCCAACCCGAUUGCACAAGGCUUCAACAGUGUCCUGUAAUUGUAAUCUGGAUGUGCCAGUUUAAACUGCCUGCAUUACUUGCAUGAUGUUACUGUACUGUUCUUACAUCUAAGUUACUGUCUAUGAAGUAGCCUAAUUAAAGCGUGGUGAUUGGCCAAGCAUGACACCCAUGUUAAUUCAUUUUCCAAAUCAUAUGCUUAAACAGAAAGACAAAUGGUGCACCUAAAGCAUGUACAGUGCAUUCCAUUGCACUGCUUGGAUGGCUUCAGUAGAAAAAAUAUGCAUCUCUCCAACUGGACUGGAGAGACAUGCAUCUAUCUCCCUGUUCUCCGGCCCACUGUUACUCACAGACACUGCCAUUUCCCUAUCACUAGCCCCACACUGUUCAUUUGUCCUCUGUUACUCACAGACACUGCCAUUUCCCUAUCACUAGCCCCACACUGUUCAUUGGUCCUCUGUUACUCACAGACACUGCCAUUUCCCUAUCACUAGCCCCACACUGUUCAUUGGUCCUCUGUUACUCACAGACACUGCCAUUUCCCUAUCACUAGCCCCACACUGUUCACUGGCCAUCAGUUAGGGACAGGCACGGUCUUGGCGUGAUAGCAGCCUUAUGUUUUCACGCCAAAGCACUGCUAAAGCUGAGGGGUUGGGUCAAAGCACGCCAAAAGUAUUCAUGAGCGCCUACUCUCUCCCAUUGCUUAUCACAAAGACACUUAUCCACCUGGAUGCACAGCUGAUGCUGACUCGCUGUUUGAUAUUAGCGGGCUGAUUUGUAUCAAGUGAUUUCCCCUGUUCAUCUCCUACCACGAGCAAGUGGUCUCGUUGUGGUGUGAAACAUUUUACUGCAGACUUAACUGUUAACCUUUUAUAGCUGUGUAAAAGUAAAAACACUAUACCCCACAUUACAUCUGCAUUAUGCCCAAGUUGUAAAGCUUUCUCCUGGGUGGUGUUUGUCAGUGUAUUUAAAUAGUGUUUUUCUUUCUGCUGCUGAAGGUAACUGGAUUGAAAGUGGUGAGGUUUUACUGAAAGUCCUGAGGAGGACUUCUUUAAAUCACAUGCUGAUGCACUGAUACCCAGUUUAUCUAAAUACUUCAAUGUCAGUUGAUUCAAAAAGCAUGUUUUUUUGGAUAAUUAUGUUCAUCUGAAGUUGUGAGUCAUUUUAUCCUUUUAUUUUUUUUCUGUGGAAUUGGUUAGUUUUGUGUAGUCUGGCAUUCCAUAGGUUAUAUAGGAGGUUUGUUAUACUAUUAAGGGGGAACUAUACUGUUGUGUCAAUGUAUAUUUGUUUUGUUCCUAUUUAAGGCUCUUUGUUUGAUGGAAAAUCUUAUUAGAAAAGGCAUAUACAUUGCAUGUGUUUAUGAAAAUAAAGACUUCAUUACAAAAUAUAAA
Molecule: messenger RNA, 3213 nt
Organism: Oncorhynchus mykiss (rainbow trout)
Lineage: Eukaryota; Metazoa; Chordata; Actinopteri; Salmoniformes; Salmonidae
Gene: rab3a
Product: RAB3A, member RAS oncogene family
Molecular function (GO): GTP binding; GTPase activity
Source: RefSeq, a predicted model, not a curated record